Chara braunii is the source of this 1775-nucleotide messenger RNA. NCBI's taxonomy places the organism in Eukaryota, Viridiplantae, Streptophyta, Charophyceae, Charales, Characeae. The record is from the annotation of a GenBank genome assembly.
UCAGCAGCAACGGUUGAACGCGCAUUAGCAGCAGCAGCAGCUAGCGCGGUAGCAAUGGCUACCUCUUCAGCCACUUCUGCUGCAAACUCUACAUGUCAUGCGACCAGUUCACAGUCCAUCUCCAAUACGUCAGGAGCUGGCACUAGUCCGAUGGCGGGUUCGCAGUUCAGCUCGCCACCUCCACGCACCCGAAAGCAGUUAGAGCUCCAACAGGUAGAGAGGAUUCACUUAAGGUUAGAGGAGGAACUCAUACAGGCUACUAAAAGAGAGAAAGAGAUUAGAGAUAGGAGUGUCAGACUAGAGGGUAGGGAGGCAGGCAAGGCUGCGUUAGAGGGGUUAGAUGACCCGACCCUUAGCAAUAAUGAAAAGAUUCUGAAGGCGAGCAUCCUGUCCAUGCACGCAUACACGGACAGUAAACUGGAUACAAUCCAGGACACCUUGGACCAGAUCCUGAAUGCCAUGCACAGGCCAGGAAUCAGGCCAGCAGUCUUGCCGUCGCUACCAUUCUCAGCAACGACAGGCGCCUAUGCCGCUCAGUCUGGACCACCACCAAGUGGUACAUCAGCAGCAACCCUAUCUCAGACUGUUGCUUCUUUAUCUUCCGGUCCAGCGAUCGGUGCUACAACACAGUCGCCACCUGUCUCGCCAGCAGGACAACAAUUUCCUUGGUAUCCUAAGACCCCCCCGAAACCACCUCCAACCUUCUCAGGAGACAAGAAGGACGAGGCUCUCGACGCGUGGUUGAGAACGGUGCCAGUGUGGGUAAGGGCAAAGAGGACAUUGGUAGAGGAGGAAGUGAUUACUGUUCACGCCAUGAAUAGGAUCUUCCAUGAUUACUUAGAUAAGUUCGUUGUCGUGUACCUCGACGAUAUACUUAUCUUUAGUCGAACUGUCGAGGAGCAUGCUCAACAUGUAGACAAAGUACUUCCACUCCUCCGACAACUCAAGUAUAAGAUAAACGUUGAGAAAUGCGAGUUCGGUCGCACUCGAAUCUUGUACUUGGGUCAUGAAGUAUCCGCGGACGGGAUUAGGCCCGAAGAUGCGAAGGUGGCUAGCAUUAGGGACUGGCCACGACCCCAGUCUGUGACUGAGGUCAGAUCAUUCUUGGGAAUGUGUGGUUAUUACCGCAACUUUGUAAAGAACUAUAGCACGAUCGCAUCUCCCUUGACUGAUCUAACUCGACAUGACACACCACGGGACUGGACCGACGAGUGUGAGGCAGCUUUCAAGCGUUUGAAGCAUGCUCUCACACAUCAUGAGGUUCUCAUGGUACCCGACCCCCAAAGGCCAUUUGUUGUAACCACUGACGCAAGCCAAUACGACAUUGGCGCAGUGCUGGCUCAGCAGGAAGGGAAAGAGUUGAGACCGAUCGAGUACAUGAGCAAAAAGAUGCCAUCAAAGAAGUUGGCAAAGUCCACCUACGAGAGGGAACUCUAUGCUCUCUACAAGGCACUUGUCCACUGGAGGCACUAUCUGUUAGGAAGGUUCUUCUAUUUGAGAACUGACCAUCAGACCCUCAAGUGGAUCAAGACACAACCGGCUCUCUCCGAUGCACUCAAACGCUGGAUUGAACUCUUAGAUCAGUAUGACUUCAAACUAGACUAUGUGAAGGGAGAGUACAACAAGGUUGCAGAUGCGUUGUCUAAAAGAGCAGAUUACCUGGGUGCGCUGAUGUAUGAGUUUGGCCUAUCUUAGGACGUGACUCGAUCUAUGGAGGAAGCCUACAAGGAAGAUCCCAUCACGAUGGACAUCAUCAACAAACUUCAGGCUAAAGA